This is a messenger RNA of Pogoniulus pusillus (Red-fronted tinkerbird), 7108 nucleotides long. It is a transcript of the gene TMEM86A, whose product is annotated as transmembrane protein 86A. Gene Ontology annotation, molecular function: hydrolase activity. NCBI's taxonomy places the organism in Eukaryota, Metazoa, Chordata, Aves, Piciformes, Lybiidae. Gene Ontology annotation, cellular component: membrane. The record is from RefSeq and is a predicted model, not a curated record. The transcript is spliced from 3 exons. The coding region runs from base 68 to 781 and encodes 237 amino acids.
GCGGCCCGGCAGGCAAGCCGGACAGCGGUCAGGUAGCCGCCGGAGCCGGUCGCGUUCCGUAGCCGACAUGGUGUCCCCCGUCACCGUGGUGAAGAGUGAAGGCCCCAAACUAGUGCCCUUCUUUAAAGCCACUUGCGUCUAUUUUGUCCUCUGGUUGCCAACUUCCAGCCCCUCCUGGUUCAGUGCUCUCAUCAAAUGUUUGCCCAUCUUCUGCUUGUGGGUUUUCCUUCUGGCUCAUGGAAUUAACUUCUUAGUGUCACACCGGAGCGCCAGCCGCAUCCUAGCAGGACUCAUAUUCUCGGCAGUGGGAGACGCCUUUCUCAUCUGGCAGGAGCAGGGCUACUUCAUUCAUGGUCUGCUGAUGUUUGCCAUCACACACAUCCUGUAUUCCUCAGCCUUCGGCAUGAAGCCUUUGGACCUCAAAGCCGGCUUGUUGAUGGGCGUCGUUUGCAGUUCCUGUUAUGCCUUCCUGUACUCCUACCUCUCAGGCCCAUUCACCUACCUGGUAGCUGUCUACAUCGCCUUGAUUGGCUUCAUGGGCUGGCGAGCGGUCGCUGGCAUGCAGCUGUGCAACGACCUCUGGACAUGGACCAAGCUCUCGGCCUGCAUCGGGGCGAUGCUCUUCAUGGUGUCGGAUCUGACCAUUGCACUUAACAAGUUCUGCUUUCCUGUGCCCUACUCACGCUUCAUCAUCAUGGCUACUUACUAUGCAGCCCAAAUGCUUAUUGCACUGUCAGCUGUAGAAAGCAGAGACGAAGAGGACUUCAGAAAGAGAAGCUAGGUGGACUGCCAAUAGUCUGAGAACAACGUGGGUUAUAUCUCAGGUGCUGUAGCUGCAUUCACCCCUGAGAGAGAUCUCCAUUUCUCUAGGCACACUGGUGAUGUUGAUUUGGCUUCUUUGAAGCAUUACUUUUGGGGCUUUUUUUUCCUUUUUAUUUCCCCAAUGGCUUUCUCUGAAUACAGCUUACUUCAGUGUGGAGUCCACAUCAGGAAGCUUAGACUGUCUCUGCAGUAGUUACUCAUUCAACUUUUCCUCCUUGGAAGUGCUGUACUACUGCAUUUUACUUGUUAUCUUGAAACUGAUGCUGAAUGUCUAGGAAGAGGAGAGCUGAUAAAAAGGAGGUUGGCCAUGCACCGUGCUAGAGGAUUUGCUUUCAGAGUAGGCAGACAGGCACAGAUCUCUGCUGAAGUCAAUGGUAAAAAUUAAUUUAAACACCAUCUGUCUCUUUUUUUUGCAUUACAAACUCAGUACACAAAUUGGAGCUCUUGUCUCUGCUGAAGGAAAUCUGGAGGUAGAGUAAAACUAGCAUAUCCAGAUGAGGGCUAAGCUUUGGAGUCAAAAGUAGCAUGUGGGGCAGCCCCCAGCAGAACCAGGGUAAAACACCAAGUAGAGAGCACAGGACAGGAGGUGUGCUGACAUGCAGUGCUGUGUGCUUUGAUCGAGGCUGAACACUGCUCUGGUGCAGGUCUGGAGGUGCAGGGCUUCCACUUGUGGCAGAAGUAGGAGUCUGGUGGGAUUUUAGGCAUGUGGGUAGCCAGGGCAGGGUGUUCUCCCCCACCACAUGUGCAGAGUUACUCGGUGUUUGCAGCUGGCAGGGAUAGCUGAGAUGUAAUGGGCACAUCAAGAACUUUGAUUUUUACAGCAGGACUCAGGAGUCUGUGUCUCACAAAUGUGUGCCCUGAUUAUCCUUGGCAUGGCAGGCAGGCAUCUGACCUUUGUGCUUUUCUUCCCUAGUAUCUUAACAAAUAAUACUCCAUACAUUCAUUAAGCUCUGGAGUGCUGCUGCUUGCAGUAUCUCUCUUGAACCUCCACGUGAGCAUCUCCUGUGCUCAAGGCUCUGAUUUUGGAUGUAGAUGGUUAUUUUUUUUUCCAGCUGGUGGCAAACGAUCAGCUCUGCACCACUUCUUGUUGGAAAGGCCCUUUUCAGCAGAACUUCCUGAAAAGCACUGUCCUGUGUGCCCAAAGUGCCUGCCACUUCCUUCUCAAGCUGAGGUGGAUGCAGUGAGAAGAUGCCUCAGGGCUAGGAAAGCCUGUUUAGUUCUGAUCAUGUUCUUCCUUUGGCUUGUCAGCCCAUCUGCUGGAGCAAGAUAACUUCCAACUUAAGACUCUCUUAAAAAGAUCUAAGAAGAAGUUGCCCUAAUUUUUCCUGCAUGCUCAUUUUUGAUCAUAUGUAUAUUUUCCCCCUCUUAUUUAUAUCUAAGAGCAACCUCUGUUUCUGUUUGAAACUAUCUUGAAUGUGCUUUUUCCCUCUGUCUGUCCUAGGGCUGCUCCCAUGAAUCAAGAUGCUCCUCCAGUGGCUUUCCCAAUGGCUUGUUUUAAGACACUCAAGUGCACAAAGGAAGCUUGCUGAGGGUUCUUGCACAUCUUCAGCCUUGCAGACGACCAGAGCAGACUGCACAACUCAAUUCUAUACACACCCCAUGGGCAGAGGGAGCAGGAGGGACAGCCCUCCAGACCAGCCCUGUGGGCUGAAAGCUGCCACAAUCUCCAUAGUGUGCCCAGACUGUUGCAGGUGAAAACUUGGUGCCAAGUCCCUGGCAUAGUUGGCAGAGCAGGAACUCUUCUUCCUGAGGAGUGCAGCAAGGUCAGGAGCAGCUGAAGAAACCUUAUUAACUCUGCUGGCUUUUUCCCUUGGUGCUGAGGGGUCUCCUGCUCCCCCCUAGCCUUGCAUGCUGGGAAGGGGUGGGCAACAGACACCGCAUCCCUACAGCUCCUGCAUUAGUGCAAGUGCAGGCAGUAUUACAGACACCUAGGCUAGCCAUCCUGACCCCUGGGGUCAUCUGCUGCUUUUCAGAUUGAGAUCAGAAAGGUCAGCUGCAGUACUGAGAGGGAAAGCAUUGUAAAUAGCACAGCCCCAUGUAAUCUCUUCUUUCUAAUGCUGUUGCGUAAUAGCGUCAGUAUUCAUUCACUGCACUGGCUUCUGCCUGGAGUAAACUGCUAAGGGGAUUUAGAGCCACAAAACAUCUUCAUUCAUCAGCAUUGCUUAUCUCCUGGCCACAGCUUGAACCCUGCAGUGUAGCUCUUCGUGGAUGUCACCUGCUGUUACUCAGCCUAACUGUUGGCAAAUCUCUUCCUGCAACAGCUUGAUCCAGCUAAGAGGAAAGCUAAGCAUUUGGGGUGAUCCCCACCAUCCUCCCAGUAUUUGAGGAAGCAGCCCGUUUCGUUCUGAUUUACAGUUCCUUGUCAUGGGUCAGUCCAGACCUUAGCCUGGCAGGCCUUAGCUGGCAGUCCUUCAGAGGAGUCCCCCACACCCGGAGUUUCCUUUGCUUUGAGAGAUGUGUGUGACAAAUCCAGCUCCCUUUAGAAGACUUUCUGUUAUCUCUUUCUUCCUCCUCUAGAAACGAAUAGUCCUUAGUUUGCUGGAGAUGACCAAGUUGCUUUUCUGCAUGCCUUUUCACCCUGCCUUGCUUUGUUACCCUGCUCCACCACCAGUCACAUGAUACUUGUAGGAAAUCAGAGACGCAGUUCCUGGUGGCAGAGGUCUCUGGGUGGCUGAGAGAGCAGCAAUGUUUGUAGCCCAGGUGGGCUGAUGUCCCUUCACCUGGAGCGUGCAGGCUGGGACACAGCCUAGGACACAUCGCUGGCUCCGUUCCAGUGCUGCAACAGCUUUAGCCGUCCCAGAAACAUGAGGCAGAGCCCUCAGGAUGUGAAGUGAGGGAGAUUCCUGGCUGCAUCAGAGGUUUGCCAGUGAAGGCUCUCAAUCCACAAAAUCUCUCUCCUGCUCUGUAUUUGUCCUUUUAAUCCAUGUUACUUGAACGAGACCAUUUUCCUGCAGGCUCUUUCCUGCUGGGAAGAGACCAGCUGCUGUGGACACCGAUUUGACACAAUUCUGAGUCUCAUAAACCCUGAAAAACACUAAGCAGUUGCUGACAGUCUGUUAAAUACCUUUUAUGGGGAUUAAAGCUGUUCCCUCAACCCCAGCAAAGGCAGGCUUCACUUCAUGCCUUUGAGGAGCUUCCUGUUGUCUCUUUGCACUGUAGAACAGAGAGAUUUGAUUCAUUCUCCCCCUUUUCAGGUGUCCAGUCUUUGAGAAGCACCCAGUCUCUGGUCCAGACAUGACAGAGGAAAUGAAGUACCCCAGCAGCGUUGGGUGCCUUUGCUUGCCAAGUACAGAGGGUUUCUUAUCACACUGCUGAGUUCAGACACCUCUGCAGUUCCCAUCUGUGGUCACUCAAGGUUACACGCAUGGACUGAUUGCCUUUGCUUUCUUUCCUUUCUGUAGCUUCCACCCUCUUGGAGAUCUUUUGGCUCCUUAUUUGGCCAUAUAAAAGAUGCAGCACUUUUACUUCGGCCUUGUAUCUCUUUCUGUAGAUAGAUCCUCCCCUCACAGGACUUCCAGUGAAAUCAAAGAAGCAGUACUAACUGCAGCUGGUUUUAAGUGCCAGUAAUGCUUCUGAGCUGUGCCAGUCACACCAGCAUCCGCAGGAGGAAGCUGCUGUGGAAAUGGCAAGUUGAAAAGAACGAAGCCAGAGGAUUUUAACAGCUUUACUCCUACUUUACCAGGAAGAUUGUAUUUGUGCUUAAUACCUGUCCAGGAGGAGGCAACUGUAAGACUAAUUGGUUUAAGAAUUACUCUAAUGGCUUUUAAGUAGAUAGGUGAAGGUUUCAUGUUGUAACGAGUGAAGACAACUGAUACAUUUUUACACAAGCACAGACAAUGCCCAGGACAAACUCUACAGACUUUAGUGGCUUUUCAAAACUUGCCAGUCCUGUAGUUUGACCCUAAGACCUGUGUGUUUUCAGCUUGCUAUCACAGUCAUUUUGGAAGCUGUUCUGGAGUAAGCAGAUCAAAGCAAACAGCAACUGUAAAGCUCAGUGGCAGGUGCUUUUGCUUGGUUUCUGGAUACAGACAGAGGCUCUUUUAAGCACAGGCAUCAUAACUGCUCUUGGAAAAGGAUGGGAAGUUGCUGACUUCUCACAACAGAAGUCCUCCUGGGUACUUCUGCCUUUUAUCCAUGCUUGCUCCUUUUGUGCCUUGAGUAAAUCAAACUUUCUGGGGCCUCAUCAGGUGGAAAAAGGCACAAGUGUAUUAGGGGUAGUGCUAAGCCAAGUUACAACAGCAGGAGCCCAGGCCCUCACCCCAUUUCUUAAAUGGGGAUAUUAGCACUUACUGACCUUCCAAGGCUGCUGUGAGGAUUAGUGCUUAUACAGUGCUUUGAAGAUGUAAAGUGCUAUAUAAAUCCCAAGUAUUAUCCUACCUUAGUGUUAAAAAUUCUUUUAGGGUUCUGGAGGACUUCUUCUCUUUAAAACCUGUGACUGCCUUUUCAGUUUGUAUCAGAUGGAAAGCAAAUGCAAAGUAUUUAUGCCUACUGGUUAACAUGGUGGGCUCAGCUGCACCUGAACUCUGAGUUUAGCUUAAAAGUCUGAACUCUAAUUUCAGUUUUGAAAACGGUUUUUAGUUCUUUUAAAAGCCUUAACCAAAUUGUUAGACAUGAACCUGGCAUCCAUAUUUUGCAGUCUGGUCUUACCCCUGACUGUUAGCUAGAGUAAAUCAAUUCCAGCCAAAACACAGUGCUCUCACAGUCUGCUGUGGCUGUUGAAAAGAUUGGAACAGAAAAUGAAGUUGUUCUCUUCAACCUUCAUUUUGCAGAAGGUUGGCUGGGUUUCAUGGGACAACUGACAAAAGGGAUGUUUAGUUUCUGUGAUUCUAAGUUUUACUGUCUUGAAAAUCAGCAGAGAGGGAAGGCUUUGAUGGACUCAAUAAGGUCAGCACAUUUUUCUCGAGUUACUCCUUUUCACCUGAAUCAAAGAGCUAGCAGGAUCUGUAGUGAAGGAAGUGCUUGGCUCACCAGUCCUAAGGCCCAGAACAAAAGCUGAUGUAGAAAUACAGCUGUAAACCAUCACCAUGUCCUCAGCUAGGAUCAAAAUGCUACUCUUCACCGACUGAAAUCUGGAGCACAGCUAAAGACUACUUAGUUCUGGUAGUGCAAGCUGCUGUACAAACACCAGGCGAGGAAUUACCCACCACAGACCGUGAGCUGUCUACGUGUGAAAUGGACCAGAAUUUUGAAGCAGCUGCAGUAAAAUAUUAUCUUAAUAUGAACUCAAGCAAACUCAAUGCAAAUUUUUAUGGUUUCUUUAAAAUCUUUGUUGGGUUUUAGUUUCCUUAAGUUUGGAGGAAAUGUUCUUAACGUUAUUUCAUUUUUGCUCUUAUUGUAAAGACUAAAGAUAUCCAAGUUUAGAUAAACUACAAAUGGAAAAAAAAAGGUGGCCAGUUGGCAGGAAUGCCCAAACUUCUGUGGCUGGUAUUGUUUCUGUGGUGACACUACGCUGCUGCAGGAUGAGCUCUGCUGGAGUGGUGCAAUGGCUCAACAGUGAGGCUGAAGCACGCAGCCAGUCUCAUACAAAAGGGAAGUAGGGGAUGUGCUACCCAGACCGAAGUGGGAACACAGCUGGGCCAAUUCAGGUCAGUCAACAGACUGAGAAAGCAUCAGGAAAUGAUAGAAGAAAUGUUUUCCUGGCAGGUAACAAGCAAGAAACCAAAGCCAGCCCACUGGGCCACGGUGCUGAAUUGGGACAAAUGCACUUAUCGUGACCUUGCUUGUGCAAGCUCCUGCUGGAUCAGGCCUUGCUGUUAUUCACCUGGGGAGGCUUGCUCCAAGUCUAUGAUGCUGGCAGGGUUGGGCCAGCAGAACCUGAUGCUUCGUUAAAUAAAAUCCUACAAACCAAACAAAACCAAGGGAGGGAGGAAAAAGGCAAGGGCAUUGGAAAGCAGUAGUUCUGCCUGGCUGAGCCUGCAGACUGGCUGCUCUGUACUGAAUACUAAUCUCCACCUGUUGUUCCCCUGCAAGCCUCUCGCUCCAGCCCCUCUCCCACCCAUUCCAGGGGGAGUGCACUGUCAGAUGUGACUGAGGCAGCUGCUCUCUCCUGGGGAGUCAAGCAUUUUGCCGUGUCUGAAAGUCUCUAGCACCUACUUCCUUGACUGUGAUUGUAAAGGUCACCACAUGCAGCAGGGCCACUGGAUCUGGGAUCUUUUCUUAACACAUUUUUAUGCUGAUUUUACUAUUUUAAUUCUGUGUUUGGAAUGUAUUUUUUUCCCUCAUUUUUCUGUGUGUAACAGCAAUUAAAACCAUUAAUUUACCAGGUGUUUUUACUGUGCAGAUAGAA